AUGAUCUUUGGUCCCUUUGGCAAGGCCUGGCUUGCCAUAGUCAGUCACCUUUUUUUCUUUGCAGAUGUCUUGAGCGUAGUUCAAGGCUUCCCGGUUGAGUUCAAUCAUAGUGUUGCCUCGGUUGGUGUGGAAAAGCGCAAUCCGACUGCGGCCACAUGGACAUCCCCUGGAAAGUUUACUGGUGCACAGCUCACUGGCAGUGCCAAAACAUCAAUUUCUACAAUCGAAAAGGCAAUGAGCAAAGAUCGCAAGAAAAUGCUUCCUACUGAAAAAUCAUACGUUGACCUUUAUCAAUCACUUUACGGAGAAUUCAAACCUACUGAUAAAACCGCGGUCAAAAAUGCUAAGACCAAGUUGAAGUCACUGUCAAGUUUCGUGACCAAAUACAAUCAAGGCCUGUCCGGGAAUGCGUUCAAGCUGGACGUGUAUUGCGAUCAUACACAAUGGGUGACUGAUGGUACUAAGGAUAAAGCAGGAGAUUAUUGGUUCAAUUUGACUGGUGAACCACUGGCUAUAAUGACCGACAACAAGAACACGGAUAUUUGCAAAGAAGCCAACGGCGAUGAGAAUACCCUUGCUUUUAUGACCACGAGUCGAGGUAACGUCAAAGACUUCAUGACUGUGUGUCCCAGAGCCUGGAAGGCUUGGACAGGCAAAACUCUCAUUUCGAUGAAACAGGAGACUCUGAAAUCACUCCUUACCAAGUCCAUUGACGAUGUCUUGGACGCUACUCCCGAGAGUCUGUUUUUGCACGAACUAAGUCAUACAGAAUCAUACUUUAGUGCCAAAGGUAGCCUUGACGACGAAGACUUGAACAAUGGUGAAUCUGCCUAUGAAUUGGUCGCAAUCAACAAGCUUGCCAAGGAGGACAAAGACGAGACAACCAUAUCGAAAAUUCGUCCACUCAAGAACGCAGACACUUUGAUGUACAUGGUUUCUGGUCUCUACCUUAGUGAAAAGGCAAACUGGGGAGACGGUACUUGCAGAGACCCCAAGAAUGUGAACUAA
Messenger RNA from Penicillium canescens, 1008 nucleotides. RefSeq lists its product as uncharacterized. The transcript is spliced from 7 exons. The record is from RefSeq and is a predicted model, not a curated record. The coding region runs from base 1 to 1008 and encodes 335 amino acids. NCBI's taxonomy places the organism in Eukaryota, Fungi, Ascomycota, Eurotiomycetes, Eurotiales, Aspergillaceae. Gene Ontology annotation, molecular function: metallopeptidase activity.